UACUGAUGCAUGUGUGCUUGGGUGCUUUUCCAGCGUGUUGCUGACACAUUGCUUUUUUAACAAAAAUGGAUUUUAAUGUAAAAAGAUUCGCAGCGGAUGCCGGAACUUUCCUCAGUCGGGCGGUGCAGUUUACAGAGGAAAAACUGGGCCAGGCUGAGAAAACAGAGCUGGACGCACAUUUGGAAAAUCUUCUUUCUCGAGCGGAGUGUACUAAACACUGGACAGAGAAGAUUCUAAAGCAAACAGAAGUGUUGCUGCAGCCAAAUCCAAAUGUGCGAAUAGAGGAAUUUUUCUAUGAGAAACUGGACAAAAAAGCCCCCACGCGGAUGAAUAACCACGAGCUGCUGGGACAAGCCAUGAUUGACUCUGGGAAUGAAUUUGGGCCUGGCACAGCCUACGGAAAUGCUUUAAUGAAAUGUGGGGAGACUGAGAAGCAGAUCGGAGGAGCCGAGAGGGAGUUCAUCCAAAGCUCAGCUAUUAAUUUCCUCACACCAUUCAGGAAUUUUUUGGAGGGUGAUUUUAAAACUAUACUGAAAGAGCGCAAGCUGCUCCAAAUCAAACGACUGGAUCUUGAUGCUGCCAAGACGAAGCUAAAGAAAGCCAAAGUGCCCGAAGCCAGAGCUGCUGCUGAGCAGGAGCUAAAGGUGACACAGAGUGAGUUUGACCGACAGGCAGAGAUAACCAGGCUGCUUCUAGAGGGAGUCAGCAGUACACAUGCUCACCACCUUCGCUGCCUGAAUGACUUUGUGGAGGCUCAGACCACAUUUUACGCCCAGUGUUAUCAAUACAUGGUGGACCUGCAAAAACAGUUAGGAAGCUUUCCUUCUUCAUUCUCUUCCAAUAACAAUCAGUGUUCAGCUUCAGCUAGUGUGUCUGUGCCCACUCUGCCAGUUUCAUCACUUCUCUCAGUAAAUGCCAGGCUCUCAGGCUUUAGUGAGCUGCUGACCUCAGGCUCAAGCCGGAAGGCACGGGUUCUGUACGAUUAUGAUGCCGCAGGCAGCAGUGAGCUCUCCUUAUUGGCUGAUGAAGUCAUUACUGUGAGCAGCGUUCCAGGAAUGGAUUCCGACUGGCUCAUGGGAGAGCGUGGGAACCAGAAGGGCAAAGUACCAAUAACCUAUUUGGAGCUCCUGAAUUGAGGCAUCAUGAAAACUACACAUAAUUAAGAUAAAAUUGUAAGAUAAAUAUUUAAUGUGUAUAUGCAGCUUUGCUUCUGCGGCCAGCUCCAUGCACACAGUACCUUAGCUUCUGUAAAGAGAAGAGAGCCUCAUCCGAGGAAAUUCUGUUUACAAUCUGUUUAACACAGAAGUGCUUUCAAUAUGGUGUAAUCACUGCCAACACGCCAAUUGCUAACAAGCGACAAACCUGCCAAAAGGAGGUGGCUUUUGUUCUGACAUGUUUGCCAAAAUCCCUGACAGAAUCCCUUGACUGUUUCAAAAGGACUUGUCAUCUCAUAAAAAAACUAAAAAAAAUUUACAAUUUACUCUGGAGCCAUUAGGGCUAUGUUUAUAGAGAAGCUAAAUUGAGCUGCCACUCCUGUAAAUCCAGUUAUCACUCCUGUUGGAAGUAUUAAAUAGAAUUAUGUCCACACAGUUUGGUUAUGAAAGAGAAUGACGGCUGUAUUCCCAACCUAAGUGACUUUCAGUAACUCCAGAACCUGAGACAUGAGUCAGUUAGGUUGUGCAGUGUGUAUCGCAGUAAAGAAACUCGUUCUUAAUAACAAGUGUACACAAGACAUAAGUGCAAACUGCAAGAUCUGGCUGUAACCUCAAAAACAAACCUUUGGUAGAGAGUAGGAAAACUGGAUAAAAAUACAUAGAUGGAGACAGAGGUGAGACAACUAGUAAAAAUGCCUGUGUUUUACAUUUUCUUAAAUUGAAUACAAGCAGCAGUAUUUGGAUAAUUCCCUCUUUUGCUGUAACGACAGGGUGCACUUGAGCUGACAUGGACUUCACAAGUCUGUGCAAAAUCUAAUAAUCAAUGUUUUACCAUCAUGGUUUCAUUAUAUUCCAAAGAGCAUUUUGUGAUGAUACAGAAUAUUUGGCUUUCUCUUUUUCUAUUUAUGCAUUUUCCCCAAAAAUUUCCCCAAUCUAGUCAUGUCCAAUUACCCAGUAGUAUUUACCUUUGCUGUAAACCUUACUCCUGACCGAGAAAGGCUGUAAAUAACACAGCUCCUCUGACACGUGUGCAGUAGUCAUUCGCUUCUUUUCACCUGCACAAAGUUGGUUCAUAUGGGGAUAUGUAUUGCACACAGAGAGGCACGCACCAAUCCCCACCAUCGUUCUGCCAGCAGAGCACAUAAUUGCAGCAGUUAUGAGGAAUCCCUUCAGCCCCCCGUUCCCUAGACAAGGCAGUUAUUGUCCAUAUAGGUGCCCGGCCGGCUGAUGGCAUGGUUGAUGUCAGCACUGGUGGGCUAGCCGGUUUUACCUCUGUGCCACCUGAGCGCUGGUCUGAAUGCUUAACUUUCAUUGUUUUUAAGUGCCCCCAUUAACAGUCGAUGAGGUUGCAAAUCUUUGAGGUGUGUUUUGGGUCAUUAUCUUUCUGCUGUAUGACUCCACAAAAAUCCAAACCAGAUGUGUAAUGAAUGGAGUACUUUUUUCUGUCAGUGUGUAGUUGAUUCUGUACAGAUGCCCAACUCCAUAUAAGCCAAAACACCACAGACUUAAAUAUUUUUACUUGUUUUGCUACACUGUGGUGCCAAUAUUUUUCCUUUUUUUUUCUUCUUACAUAGGGCAGUGGUAGCUCAGAGGUUAAGGUACUGGGCUAAUAAUCAUAAGGUUGUUAGUUCGAGCCCUACCUUUGCCAAACUGCCACUGUUGGACCCCUGAGCAAGACCCUUAACCCUUAAUUGCUUGAAUUGUAUUUAGUGAUAAUUGUCACUUUGGACAAAAGCGUCUGCUAAAUGCUGCAAAUGUAAAUGUAAUUUACUGCCAUAACUUUUAAAUGUUGACUCAUCAGUGAAUAUAACUUUUUCCAGUAAUAAAAACAUUGUAUUCAAUUUGAUAAAAAUGCAAAAUUCAAGCAUUAUUACAACUGGUCUUUUGACCCCCACUGUAUCUAGACAUUUUCUAUCCAGUUGUCUUUUCCAUUUGAGUUGCUGACAUCAGUUUAGGGGUAACUGAAAUGCAGCACUCUAUACUUAACUGUCCCCAAAGUAUAAAAAAUACUACAGAAGCAUUUAAUGCAUUUCUUUUACUGGUGCAAGCUUGAUAAACAACCAAAACAGUUUUACACAAGUAUGCUAACAUUUUUUAACAUAGUUUUCUAUUACUAUGGUUGUGAUUAAUACUGACAGCUAUUGCGAAAUUGAGUGCAGUAAGGAUAUUAUUCCUUACAGAGGUUUUUGCAAAAUAUGGAAGUUACUUAAAAAAAAAUAUGAUGUCCAAUUCUCUAGUCAACACCCUACUAUGAUAUUCACACUUGUUGAGGAGAACCGCAGACUAUCACAAGUCCCCUUUGACAUGUGUGAAGCCAUUAGGCUGUUCUUUCACCAGGUAAUCCAACUGGAACACACUCGUUAUUGCAUCAGUGAUAAUAAUGAUACCCCAUACGGCUCUUCCUUUCUCAUAUAUGGCUAUUUGUGUUUGCAGAGCCCCCUACCAGGCUGGUGGGCUCACAUGACGUAAUGAUUGACUUUGGUAAAUACAUUUGUCUUUCCCAAAUUAUGAAUUUCUCAGGUCUAAAACAUUUCCAAAACUGAAUACAUGCAGCUCUUUAUUAAAAAAAACGAAAUACUGAACUGCAUUAAGGGCUUAUUUGUAAUAGUCAUGUGCCUUAUGAACAGGGUGAAAAAAAAUGAACAUCUUUUGUUGAAAAGCCCCACGGUGGCUCAGUGGGUAGCACUGUCGCUUCACAGCAAGAAGGUCCUGUGUUCGAUCCCCAGGUGGAGCAGUCCGGAUCCAGACUGUGUGGAGUUUACCUGUUCUCCCCGUGUCUGCGUGGGUUUCUUUCGGGAGCUUCGUUUUCCUCCCACAGUUCAAAGACAUGGAGUCAGGUUAACUGGAGAUACAAAAUUGUCCAUGAGUGUGUUUGACAUUAAACUUGUGAACUGAUGAAUCUUGUGUAAUGAGUAACUAUCGUUUCUGUCAUGAAUGUAACCAAAGAGUGUAAAACAUGACGUUAAAAUCCUAAUAAAUAAAUAAAGAAAGAAAAUCCCCAAUGUGAGUAGCAAUAAAUGUUACAGGCCUUGUCAUGGACUACUAAAUUUGGCCAUUCAUAUGACAAACACUAAGGAAUCAGGUCUACAUUUACAUGUUCCUGUUACAGUCUGUUGUCUUAUUUAUUUGUUAUACAGUGUAAAAAGCAGAGAAAUCAUUACUUCUUUUUGCAGGAAAAGCUGUCAUCAUGGAUUGGUUACUUUAAAAUUAGGUCCUGCCACCAUGGCGGUACAUUUCAUGUCAUGAAAAACGAAUAACACAAGGUUGAUAACUAUGUCCUUACAGUUUACUUAAUAUUACUUAACAUUGUUAAUGUAUUUUCAUGUGUUUAGUUUACAGUGAUGGGAAACAAGUAUUUAACAAAAAGUUGUUUCAUAUGCAAACCCAGUUUAUAAAAAGAUAGCAGACAGCGAUGAUUUGCAAAAAUAUUUUGACCUGUAUUCAAGUGAAAACAGUCUAAAAUAUUUAAUGUGUUUUAUAUAAAAGCUCCUUUAAAAUUUGAUGUGGCAUAUUUAUUAGUUACAUUAUUUUUAUUUUUUACAAUGCUCUGUAAUUGUUAAAUGAGGAAACAAGUUGUUAGAGUUAUGCUAUUCUUGCUCGAUAUUAGCUAGUCUGGGGUCUCUACUGUUGUGUAUUAUACUUUAUAAUGAACCACACAUUUUUAAUAGAGACAUUUCUGGACUGCAGUCAAACCUGUCUAGCAUCUUCACUCUUACUUCAAAUCAAUGCUGUUGUAACGUGCAGAAUGUGGCUUGGUAUUGUCUCGCUAAAACUAUCAAGGACUUGAAUACUUGUCACCUCUCACUUUAAUAAGGUUUAAAAUCUAUUUUGCAAUAUUUAAUAUUUGCAUGAUUUGCAUGAAGUACAUUGAGGUCUUAAGUGUGUUUUUGUUUUGUUUUUGUCUAAUUUCUUUACAUAAUUUUUGUAAUGUAAAAUAAAUGUCUUAAUUACAUUGUU
Messenger RNA from Trichomycterus rosablanca, 5111 nucleotides. It is a transcript of the gene sh3glb1a, whose product is annotated as SH3-domain GRB2-like endophilin B1a. Gene Ontology annotation, molecular function: protein binding. The coding region runs from base 66 to 1136 and encodes 356 amino acids. Gene Ontology annotation, cellular component: cytoplasm; membrane. The transcript has 9 exons. NCBI's taxonomy places the organism in Eukaryota, Metazoa, Chordata, Actinopteri, Siluriformes, Trichomycteridae. The record is from RefSeq and is a predicted model, not a curated record. Gene Ontology annotation, biological process: membrane organization.